Molecule: messenger RNA, 4287 nt
Organism: Corythoichthys intestinalis (scribbled pipefish)
Lineage: Eukaryota; Metazoa; Chordata; Actinopteri; Syngnathiformes; Syngnathidae
Product: ADP-ribosylation factor-like protein 15
Exons: 5
Coding region: 653-1273 (206 amino acids)
Molecular function (GO): GTPase activity; GTP binding
Source: RefSeq, a predicted model, not a curated record
GACAUAUCGGCCGGCUGAUAUAUCGGCUCGACAUAUCGGCCAACCUCCAAUCAGCACCCAUACAGCUAACACAAGUUCUUUAUAUAUCGGCUACAUAUUGGCCGAUCUUGAAAAAAGUCCGUAUAUCGGUCCGAUAUAUCGGUCAACCUUUAAUUUCACUUUCUCUCUGGAUAGUAAUUGGCCAUUCACCCGGCAAAAGUAGCAACAUCCACUUGACAUCUGAGCUGAAUUAGCACCACGUCGACUCAGUUGACAUGCUCCAGUGUUUCCAACACAGACAUAUAAACACACAAACUGUCUUUAUUUAUACUAAAUACAGUACGGACAGUAUAGAGAGCGUGGGUGUGUAAUGGUGACUAAUCCAAUUUGCUGUCUUAUUCUGGAUCUGGAGUUUGUCACAGAGCCCUUAAUCUCUGUGGCAAGAACGUUACAUUAUUCCUAGCCGAUUUUUUUUUUUGCCAAUAUGAGCCAUUUGCGAUUUCUACUGAAUGAGUAUGACGAGUAAACGCGAGGCGAUCUUCAUUCUCAUAUCUCCGCUUAAGCCCAACUCGAGAGGCGGCGGCGACGCUCCGGACUACCGUUUAGCCGGGCUCCCUCCAUUCAUUCACUCAGGCUUGCGUGUUGCCGUGGGAUACGCCUGUUGCUGAGCACGAUGUCGGAGCACAUGCAGCUCUCGCUCGCCUUGUGCAGGAUUGGGCUUUACAGGUGUUUCCGGGCACUGUGCUGUAAAGGACCGCCACCGCCAAGACCGGAGUAUGAUGUGGUGUGCAUCGGCCUGACGGGUGCCGGAAAGACCAGCCUGCUCUCGCGCCUCUGUAGCGAAGGAGGCGACGGAAUCGUUCCCACAACAGGUUUUAGCAUCAAAGCAGUGCCAUUUCCCAACGCCAUCUUGAAUGUAAAGGAACUCGGAGGAGCUGACAACAUCAAGAAAUAUUGGUGUCGCUACUACCAGGGGUCGCAGGGUGUCGUCUUCGUAUUGGACAGCGCUUCAUCAGACGAAGACCUUGAGGCGGCGCGUAACGAGCUGCACUCGGCCCUGCAGCACCCUCAGCUCUGCACGCUGCCUUUCCUCAUCCUCGCCAAUCACCAGGACAAGCCCGCUGCAAGGACACCAAACCAGAUAAAGAAGUAUUUUGAGCUGGAACCGCUGGCCCGGGGCAAGCGCUGGAUCCUGGACGGCAGCAGCACAGACCACGUGGACGCCAUAAAGGAAAGCUUCGCUCAGUUCAUUGGCCUGCUGGAAGACAAAGACGCGCCGGUGGCCAGGAUAUGACGGCGUCUAUUCGCGCCCAGAGACACGUAUGGCGUCCCGCGCCGAUGUAUCCGCGCCCCCCUUUCUUCAGGACUACCUUCCAGGGGCCUUCAGAACCACGUAGAACCUCGUCGUUAUGACGCACCGCGUGCCGAGGCGGGCUUCGCUGUCCCUGUUGACGCGCGCACACAAAAUGGAGCCCAGGUUGUCUGUAGAUAAAUUCAACUCUUUCACGACUUUUCACAAUGUCCGAGUGGGAACCUUGACGUUUGUUUCCACUCCAUGUGUGUCAUGUACAUAUCAUGGUUACAUAUUAGUGGCUAUGUUUACAUGGACAAAAUUUACUUAAUCUGAUUAGUAUUUGGAUUAAAAUGAUGAUCGGUUGAACUGUUUUCGAUUUGCGUCUUUGCAGAUGGUUGCUGCCUUCAUGUGGUGUUGCAAUUAUGGUUAGCUAAGUUAAGUAAACUAAGUUUUUGAGAUUUAUCGUCAAUUUGCGUGUUUUUUUUUGGGGGGGGGGGCACCAUCCUAAAAACAUAGUGUACACAUUUAUAAAAAAUCUUAUUUUUAAACAACGUGUUCGCUAAAGUGUUCAGUUACAAACAAAAACUUGAACUUAAGAACAUGCUAUUAAUUACAAAUGUGGUAGUUUUCAUCUUUCCUACGGCAUGUGAAGGCAGCAUUUACCGGGGAUAGUAGUAAAAGAAAAAAAAAAGCCCUACUGAAUUCCGUGUCAACAAAACAUCGUUCCGUCCAUUUCGACAUUAAACAUUAGUGUUAUAUCGUGUACCCCCCCCCCCCCCCCCCCCCAAAACCAUAAAGCCUUUCAACAUUUUAAAGAUCUUAUAAAAUCUCCAGCAACAUGUUGGUCACGGACAGUGGUGGAUGAACUACUCACUUUUUAUGAAGUAAAAGUACAAAUAGAGGGGCAAAUAUGUGAUAUAUACAGUGCUGGCCAAAAGUAUUAGCACCCCUGCAAUUCUGUCAGAUAAUGCUUAAUUUAUCCCAGAAAAUUGUGCAAUUACUAAUGCUUUCUUAGUAAUAUCUUCAUUGAUUUUGCUUAUAAUGAAAAAACACCCCCCAAGAAAAUGGGGGAAAAAAUUAAAUCAUUAUCAUGUUACACAAAACUUUUUUUAAAAAAUGGCUGGACAAAAGUAUUGGCACCCUUUGAAAAGUCAUGUGAUGCUUCUCUAAUUUGUGUAAGCCCCUGUUACUUACCUGUGGCACAUAACAAAUGGUGGCAAUAACUAAAUCACACGUACAGCCAGUUAAAAUGGAUUAAAGUUGACUCAACCUGUGUCCUUGUGUGUACCACGUUGAGCAUGGAGAAAAGAAAGAAGACCAAAGAACUGUCUGAGGACUUGAGAAGCAAAAUUGUGAGGAAGCAUGGGCAAUCUCAAGGCUACAAGUCCAUCUCCAAAGACCUGAAUCUUCCUGUCUACCGUGCGCAGUGUCAUCAAUAAGUGUAAAGCCCAUGGCACUGUGGCUAACCUCCGUAGAUGUGGACGGAAAAGAAAAAUUGAUGAGAGAUUUCAUGAAAGAUGUGGAUUACCUACCUAGAAAAGAAAGAAUUGACGAAAGAUUUCAACGAAAGAUUGUGCAGAUGGUGGAUAAAGAACCUUGACUAACAUCCAAACAAGUCCAAGUUGUCCCGCAGUCCGAGGGUACAACAAUGUCAACCCGUACGUUCCGUCGGCGUCUAAAUGAAAAGGGACUACCCAGGAAUACCCCACUUCUGACAUAAAAAAGCCAGGCUGGACUUUGCCAAAACUUACCUGAGAAAGCCAAAAACAUUCUGGAAAAAUGUUCUCUGGUCAGAUGAGACAAAAGUAAAGGGUUUUGGGUAAAGGCAUCAACAUAGAGUUUACAGAGGGAAAAAACGACACCUUUAAAGAACAGAACAAGGUCCCCGCAGUCAAACAUGGCGGCGGUUCCCUGAUGUUUUGGGGUUGCUUAGCUGCCUCUGGCACUGGACUGCUUGACCGUGUGCAUGGCGUUAUGAAGCCUGAAGACUACAAACAAAUUUUGCAGCGUAAUGUGUGAGAAAUCUGGGUCUCCCUCAGAGGUCAUGGGUCUUCCAGCAGGACAAUGAGCCAAAACACACUUCAAAAAGCACUAGAAAAUGGUUGGAGAGAAAGCACUGGAGACAUGGCCAGCAAUGAGUCCAGACCUGAAUUCCGUAGAACACCUGUGGAGAGUUCUGAAAAUGGCACCCUUCAAAUCUCAGAGACCUGGAGCAGUUGGCCAAAGACGAAUGGUCUAAAAUUCCAGCUAAGCAUUGUAAGAAACUCAUUGAUAGAUACCGGAAGCGGUUGUUCGCAGUUAUUUCGUCUAAAGGUUGUGCUACCAAGUAUCAGGCUGAGGGUGCCAAAACUUUUGUCCGGUUCAUUUGUGGAGUUAUGUGUAAAAUGGUAAUGAUUUCAUUUUUUUCCCCAUUCUCUUUUGUGUUUUUUCAUUGCGAGCAAAAUAAAUGAAGAUAUUCAGGGGUGAAAAACGUUUGAAUUUCUUGCCGGAACUCCCCGACAUGAAGGUCGCCACGGAGCCAGAAAUUUUAUUUAUUUAUGUUUGGGUGGGGUCGGGGGUCAAAACUACUGAAAUGCAAAGAAAACUGUUUUGGUCAGUUAGUUCCAUAACACAUACAAAAACUGAUUUUCAUUCAAAAUUGUAUUCUUUUCAAUGAUUUGCAAAAUAAAAGUUAACAAAAACAGCUAUAACCCCAAUCUCAAUCUCCAAAUUUUUAUUUUCCCUCAUUUCCUCACAUGCUAAAUGUCAAAUCGCACUUUUAACUACUAAAGAACAUAGGAUGUAACGUAUAUUAAAAUUGAAGACAAUGUAAAUGUAUUUUUAAUAAUAAAGACAUAAGUAACAUACAUUCAGAAAAAUAAGUACAAAUGACAUAUUAUGCAGAGUGAAAUGGAAUAUAUUUUGAAGAUCGCGCAACAUGGACUUUUUUAAAUCAUAAGGAAAUACAGUGCCUUGCAAAAGUAUUCGGCCCCCUUGAACCUUGCAACCUUUCGCCACAUUUCAGGCUUCAAACA